Molecule: messenger RNA, 9594 nt
Organism: Cercocebus atys (sooty mangabey)
Lineage: Eukaryota; Metazoa; Chordata; Mammalia; Primates; Cercopithecidae
Gene: PRICKLE2
Product: prickle homolog 2 (Drosophila)
Exons: 8
Coding region: 1861-4395 (844 amino acids)
Molecular function (GO): zinc ion binding
Source: RefSeq, a predicted model, not a curated record
CUCAGAUACUAGGAACAAUGAUCCGCCUAGUAGAUAGUAUGCCUAGGUGAAUUUUUCUGACUUCAUUCAAAAUAUCAGAAAUAGCUAUUGAGUAUGUGAUAUUGUGUUAAUCUUCACUAUGGUUCUAUUCAAUAUUUUACUUUCUUUAAUUGCAGUAGCCCAUAAGGUCCUUGAAAGCAGAGACUGUGUUUAUACCCAGUCUUUAGAGCUGUGCAUGGUAUACAGUAUGUGCUCAGUAAAUAUUUAUUGAAUGAGUGAAUGGUACAAAUGAGGUUAUUGAAGAUCCCACAACUUAAGUUACUUGCCUAAGAUCACAUUGCUAGCAGGAAGGAAAGGCAGGGUUUGAACACAGGGCUCUCCAAAUGUAUAGAUUCCUUUCUUCCAGAUUGCUAAGUUAGGCCUACUAGUGGUGUAGAAAAAUGGAGAUUGGAGACCCCAAAGGUUUUCAACAAAAGCUCCAUCUGAGGUCUAGGAAAUGCGGGUUCUGAUCCAUCCUUGCUGAAAUCCUCGUGUGAGUUUAGAAAAGUUAUUUCUCCAGUUGUCUCCAUUUUCUAAUCUGUAAAAUGAGGAGAUGGAAGCAAUGUUCUCUAAGGGCCUCAGGGUCUUCAGAUGCCCCUGGGAAGGUUUAUGCUUUGUCUUCUUCUGCAUGCACUUGGAAUUGGGGUAAGGGGUUAGAGGGCAGCUGACUAACUCACCAUCCAAGCACGUGAGGAAAGGAGUCACUUGUGCUUUAUUUCAAGGUGCACAAAAACUCAAAAGCGACGUAAUCUCAGGCCAAAAAACAAGCAACACCCCAAAAUGAAAGUUGAAGAGAGAAGAGAAAGAAAAAAUUUAGAAAGGAGAGGCAUUUGAAGGCUUGACACAGCAUUUAAUUGAAAAAAAAGAGUGCUCUGAUUCCACUCCUAGGUUGCUGUAGCAUAUAAUCUGAAACAGGCGCUCAGGUUGAUAAUUGUGCCCAGAUCUGAUCCUUGACACAUAAGAGCAUAGCUUUUAAGAAGAAAAAAUAUAGGCAUGUGUCUUUAAAGCCUCUCUUCUUAUAUGUGAUUUUUUUCGUGCUCAUUUGGAGGUUGCGUAGCUGGGCCUUUGCAUCCAGCAAAGGCUUCCUUCCCCUCUCCCUGGCUUGGGGAUUAUUGAUUUGGAAGGCAAGGCUAAUUUACAUGUAAAUAAAUCUCAGCACUGGGCAGCGGGAUGGGACGUCCAGAUGCCGUGACUGACUUGCUGACAUCACAGCUUCAUUAGCAUGCGGAGGAUGCAAGCACUGCAACAGCGACUUCUCAGGCACCACCAGCAGCGCCACCGACAGUUAUUAUUAUUUUUUGACCGAGCAGCACAUUUCCUGGUUCAGUGGCUUGAGCUCUGUGAGCAGCUGACUAGUCGCCCCAGGUCUGGCUCAGGAUCACCUGGUGACGCUGAGGCUGGAGUCUGGAACUUCUUCCUUCAGAUUGUCAUGAAGAAGGGGAGUUAAGAGGAAACUGGGGGUCCUCAGGAAGGCGAUCUGAGCACUCAGGCUGAUCCAGAGGAAGAGUAGAAGUCAUACUUUUUUUUUCCCUGCUUGGUGAAUUCCCCAGCAGAGUCUGGAUCCAGCAGUGCUGUUUUCCCCGAGGGAAUGUGGAACAGCUCGGCUUGAGUCUGCUGCCAGCUUCAGGAAGGGUUCAGACUGUAAAGGGGGUUUGAGGAGAAGAUGCUUUGGCUGCCUGAGGUCCUGCUUGCAUUCUUAGAAGUCAGACCCAGGGAGAAAGUGAACUGGGACAAUUGACAAGCUCCAAGGGUCUGGCAGAAGCUUCCUCCGAGACUGGGCAUUUCAUCCUCCCUGGAGGUGGGAAGAUCUGCCUGCACUGCAAGUGUCCCCAAGAGGAGCACAUGGUGACAGUGAUGCCGCUGGAGAUGGAGAAGACCAUCAGCAAACUCAUGUUUGACUUUCAGAGGAACUCGACCUCAGAUGAUGACUCAGGCUGUGCCUUGGAAGAGUAUGCCUGGGUCCCACCGGGUCUGAAGCCUGAACAGGUACACCAGUACUAUAGCUGUCUCCCAGAAGAGAAAGUCCCUUAUGUCAACAGUCCUGGAGAGAAACUGCGAAUCAAGCAGCUACUACACCAGCUGCCGCCACAUGACAAUGAGGUUCGAUACUGUAACUCCCUGGAUGAGGAAGAGAAGAGGGAGCUGAAGCUUUUCAGCAGCCAGAGGAAACGUGAAAACUUGGGCCGUGGGAAUGUCAGGCCUUUCCCAGUCACCAUGACAGGAGCUAUUUGUGAACAGUGUGGAGGCCAGAUCAAUGGUGGAGACAUCGCUGUGUUUGCGUCACGCGCUGGCCAUGGCGUUUGCUGGCACCCGCCGUGCUUCGUAUGCACUGUCUGCAAUGAACUCCUGGUGGAUCUGAUCUACUUUUACCAAGAUGGGAAGAUAUACUGUGGCAGGCACCAUGCUGAGUGCCUGAAGCCGCGCUGUGCAGCCUGCGAUGAGAUCAUCUUUGCAGAUGAAUGCACAGAAGCCGAGGGGCGACACUGGCACAUGAAACACUUUUGCUGCUUCGAGUGUGAGACAGUGCUGGGCGGCCAGCGCUACAUCAUGAAGGAGGGAAGACCCUACUGUUGCCACUGCUUCGAGUCCUUGUAUGCAGAAUAUUGUGACACCUGUGCCCAACAUAUAGGUAUCGACCAAGGUCAAAUGACCUAUGACGGUCAACAUUGGCAUGCCACCGAGACCUGUUUCUGCUGUGCUCACUGCAAGAAAUCCCUCCUGGGGCGGCCAUUCCUUCCGAAGCAGGGCCAGAUAUUCUGCUCGCGGGCCUGCAGUGCUGGGGAAGACCCCAAUGGUUCUGACUCCUCCGAUUCCGCCUUCCAGAACGCCAGGGCCAAGGAGUCCCGGCGCAGUGCCAAAAUUGGCAAGAACAAGGGCAAGACGGAGGAGCCCAUGCUGAACCAGCACAGCCAGCUGCAAGUGAGUUCCAACCGGCUGUCAGCCGAUGUAGAUCCCCUGUCACUGCAAAUGGACAUGCUCAGCCUGUCCAGCCAGACGCCCAGUCUCAACCGGGACCCCAUCUGGAGGAGCCGGGAAGAGCCCUACCAUUAUGGGAACAAGAUGGAGCAGAACCAGUCCCAGAGCCCUCUGCAGCUCCUCAGCCAGUGCAACAUCAGAACUUCCUACAGUCCAGGAGGGCAAGGGGCUGGGGCCCAGCCCGAAAUGUGGGGCAAGCACUUCAGCAACCCCAAAAGGAGCUCGUCACUGGCCAUGACAGGACAUGCUGGCAGCUUCAUCAAAGAAUGCCGAGAAGACUAUUACCCAGGGAGGCUGAGAUCUCAGGAGAGCUACAGUGAUAUGUCUAGUCAGAGUUUCAGUGAGACCCGAGGCAGCAUCCAAGUCCCCAAAUAUGAGGAGGAAGAGGAGGAGGAAGGGGGCAUGUCCACUCAGCAGUGUCGGACCCGUCAUCCAAUCAGUUCCCUGAAAUACACAGAGGACAUGACGCCCACAGAGCAGACGCCUCGUGGCUCCAUGGAAUCCCUGGCUCUGUCUAAUGCAACAGGCCUCUCUGCUGAUGGUGGUGCCAAGCGCCAGGAGCACCUAUCCCGAUUUUCCAUGCCUGACCUCAGCAAAGACUCUGGAAUGAAUGUGUCUGAGAAGCUGAGCAACAUGGGCACUCUUAACUCGUCCAUGCAGUUCCGGAGCGCAGAGUCGGUUCGCAGCCUGCUCUCCGCCCAGCAGUACCAGGAGAUGGAGGGAAACCUCCACCAGCUCAGCAACCCCAUUGGCUACAGAGACCUGCAGUCCCACGGAAGGAUGCAUCAGAGCUUUGAUUUUGAUGGAGGGAUGGCGGGCAGCAAGCUGCCAGGGCAGGAGGGCGUGAGGAUCCAGCCCAUGAGCGAACGCACCCGGAGAAGAGCUACUUCGCGUGACGACAACCGCCGCUUCCGACCUCACAGGUCCAGGCGUUCCCGACGCUCUCGCUCCGACAACGCCCUCCACCUGGCCAGCGAACGCGAGGCCAUCUCUCGGUUAAAAGAUAGGCCCCCUCUGAGAGCCAGGGAGGACUAUGACCAAUUCAUGCGCCAGCGGAGCUUCCAGGAGAGCAUGGGGCAUGGGUCCCGGAGGGACCUGUACGGCCAGUGCCCUAGGACUGUGUCGGACCUGGCUUUGCAGAAUGCCUUUGGGGACCGAUGGGGACCCUACUUCGCGGAGUAUGAUUGGUGUUCCACCUGCUCCUCCUCUUCAGAGUCUGACAACGAGGGCUAUUUCCUAGGAGAACCCAUCCCCCAGCCAGCGCGCCUGCGAUACGUCACUAGCGAUGAGCUACUGCACAAAUACAGCUCCUACGGCCUCCCCAAAUCUUCCACCUUAGGUGGCAGAGGACAGUUGCACAGCAGGAAAAGACAGAAGAGCAAAAACUGUAUCAUUUCUUAAUAUGAUUAGGAUCAGGGAAUGGGAGAAGAUGGGAGCUAAGAAUGUAAAUUCAGAAACUUGCACUGUUUUAAAUGUUAAAGCGCUUUUAGGGGUGGCUUAUGGGGGAGAAAAGGGAAAAUGCUGUCAGUAGAUGGAGGCAAGGUUACAGAUUGACUCAAUAGGUAGUCACAGUUCUUGGCAUGUUGAAUAUUAUUUGCACAUUUCACUUUGGAAACACAGUAGACUCUAUUGAGGCCAGGGUUGGUCACUUCCUUCCCAUCAGUUCUGUGUUGAGUUGCCAUCUCGCAAGAUGGCAAAUUGUUUCCUGCUCGCUUUUAUCCUCUCUGGUUCUCUUACUUUUAGGACCCUUUUUUCAGUAAGUAAUUUGUUUAUUAGCCAGGACCCAAGACUAAGUUAUUUACAUGUCCAUUGUAAAUGCAAUGUAAAUGAGAGUUCUGAUAAAAUAUUUUUGUAUUUUGUAAUAUCAAAGGAAUUUCUAUAUCGUAGGACUCAGUGGGGACUUGCAUGCACAUCCACCAUUGUCUUUGAGUAGUAUUAAAAGGUGGCCCGGUACCACCUUUUUUUUUUUUCUUUUUUUUUUUCUAUACAAAUUUGUUACAUGUCAGUGAGACCUUUUUCAAAGGAAUAUAUUCAAUUUGGCUUUUUGUGGCUGAAAAAAAAUAACUAUUAGACCCAAAGCAUUUUAUGCUCCAUUCCAUCUUAAGGAGCCAUCCUUAAGUCUGCUCCCACCCUCAGUAGAAUUUAUUUUCUACAAAGUGGUAGUAAUUUUUUUUAAAUUGCAAAUGUAAUUUUUGCCAAUUAGAGAAACCAACCAGUGUCAGUAAAAUUCUGUGAGAAAUGCCAUCCCUGCUGGGAAUGUUGAAGUUACUUAAUGUUGAUGUAUCCCUUGGGGAAAGUGAAAGUGACUGUGAGUGGUGCUGUUGUGUGAUGUCAGCAUGACGUUGUUUUGAAUGUGGCAUUAUGUUCUGGUGCUCAUGUUUCCUGGAUUGUAUUAUCUGCUUUCCUUUACCAAGGCAGACAGAGCUGCUGCCUUAGCCUGACAACCGGUUGUCCUCAAAGCAAAUGAACUUAAGCAUUUGGGAUUGAGGGACAGAAGGAUUCUGAGGGGGCUCUGGGAGGGACGGUGUGUGACAUGUCAUGCCUGGAGAAGGAACAAGGCUAUUUGAAAACAGAAAGCAGGUCAAGGGUAGAAGUUAAAGGAGAAUCUGAAGGCAGGUCAGGGAAAAGAAGAACUGGAAAUGAAACAGAGGACAGGUGACAACCGCGUCUCGAAGAGCUCCCAGAGAUUAUAGAAAGAAUCCAGUGUAACCAGCUCAGUAACCAGAGUAUCUGGGUUACUCAGGAAGGUUGGGCUACUGAGAUUUCAGUGGUGCAGUGACUUUGAAAAACAGGCUUUGUCGGGAGGGGAUUUCCAUUUUGAACUUUGAGGACCGUUGGUCAGAAAUUGGGCUCAAAAGUGAGUUUGCUUAAUGAAGACAUUUAACGGUUGUGCUGUUUAUAGUAAAAUAAAACUCCCUACCUUGCUUCAGUUAAAAAUGAAGCGCUUGGUUUCUUCCAUCCUCCUCCUCCCCUUAAUGGAUUGUGGCAGUUGAAAUAAUCCAUCGGAGGACCCACCUGUAGUGAGAUGUACUGUCAGUGUAGUGCCCAGUGUAUCACAGUGGCCAUCUGCCAUGGUGAGGUGAGCGUGAUCUCUUUUCAGUAUAGUAGUAAACAUUUUCUAGUAUUUUUUAUGGAGAGAAUGUCAAAAGCAGUAUUUCAGACCCCGUCCCAGAUGGGUCUGAGGAAAGGAAGGCUGUAAAGGACAUGGUAAUGGCACUCCAUUCGGGAUGUAUUAAAAUAAUUUGCUUUUCAGGUAUUAAUAUGACAUUUGUCAUUGUCACUGAUUUUUUUAAAAAAGCAAUGCACAUGUUGGUUGUGGCUGUUUUCCGCAUGCUAUCUUCAUAUCUAAAUGCUUCAUUAAUUAUCCGAGCCUCCGGAGAAUUAACUCUAUUACGUUUGUAUAGUAAGUUUGUAAACUGCUUGGCAAACUGAUUAAGAAAUAAUUUGCAACACCGUGCUACUAAAGUGGCAGGUUUCUGGUAGAAAUUGUGCGGGUCCAAUUUGGAGUUUUAAGUUCCUUGAUUGAUGAAACUAAAAAGGCAAUUUUGGAAAAAGAAAAGAGAAGGGGAAAAGUAGAUCACUUAUCUUAGCAAACAGUUGAAAAUAUGUCUGUCCUCUGUGGCCCCAAAUCCAGUGGAAGAAAUUCUCCCAGUAAAAGUUGCUCCCUAACUCUGUUUUUCUCAGAAUACCUCUUACAUUUCUCAAAGAAAGCUUCAACUACCAUCAGCAGAAAGAAGGUGGCCUGAAAACUGACACAUGGCCAGUGCCCAGAGGGGUCUAGAGGCAUAAGUCUAGAUGCCCAGAGAGCAUCCAGGGACUGAACUGCUCAAAGCUUGAGAUGAAAUGACAUACAAGCUUCAGGGUAAAACUGUCUACUAGUAAGAUUACCUCCCUCUAUUCUACCAUUGCAGAUAUCUUCUUACCCCAAAUGCAACCUUACAGAGAAUGCUGAAUGCGGAAGGCCAGUUCCUUGCGAUGAUGGCAGAACCUCCAAGUGAAUGCCCUGUUGAGGAAAAGGACAUCAUUGUAUUUGGAAUUCCACCUGCUAGUGAUAGCUCACACAUCACAUCCCAGAAUCCCAUUCCCAAUGCAUUCUUCCCUGAGGCAAGAACUUAAGGUCCUCACCUAAUUCCUCCAUCAAAACCAUUAACUCUUAUUGGACAAGCUCCUCCUGUGAGUGGGGCCUGUACUCAUUUCCUCUUAGAUCAUAAUUCCAUCUUCAACAGACUGGUUUCCAGAAGAGUAAUCUUUUUCCAGUGUUCUGUCUUCUCCAAUGCCCUGGUGGUUACUUUUCCACCUCUCCUAAUAUUGAUCUUUUUGUCUUUCGGUUAGAACUGCAGCUUCGGAGUUCAGUUCAUUUCCUAUUGCUGCUCAAUUCAGUAGCAGCAUAGCUGGCUUGUUCCCAGGCCCAGGAAAUAUAAGUCAUUGACAGUUUCCUGAGAGGCUCUGCCCAUCCAUACCACCCUUGGUACUGUGAAAAGACUUCUUAGCAGCCAAGUGGCAUUGAGGAUGGUAUUCAGGGCACUUUCCAUCUGUCAUAUAGUUGUGGGAUCUCUACCAAGUGUGAAGGUGAAUGAGGUAAGGGAGAUCAGAACCAUGCUUGCUGGUUUUUCAUACGUCCAAGGGAGAAGUCCUGGUGUGGGUUGUUUGACCCCUUCUUUCCACUUUCACCUUUUAUUUUUUAUUCCUUUCUUUCUACCCCCAACCAGCUGAGCAAUUUUGUGUUUCUAACACAGGACCUGGGAGUAGUGCUUUCUAAUCCUCAUUUCCUGUAGGAUGCUCCUGCACUAUAACAGGAUUAUGUUUUCUUCCUUCUUCGGCAGCUUUCUGCUUCUUGGGUACUACUAGCUAUUGUUGAGUUCAGAUGGGGCCUAUGAUGACAUAUAUGUGGCAUGUGCUCUGCGCUCCCUGCAAGCUAAGCAGAUACAACCAGUGCAUCACUGUAUACUCUCGCUGAGAAUGUGGAUGCAGCCUCACAGAUCUUUGCAACACUCCAACCAGCCAGGACCAGUUGAUCAGAACUGAUCUUAUUAGUCUGCUAACAAAUCUUAUUUGUGAACUGAUUCGUAUCUGUCUUUCCACCCUUGGUUCUCUUGCCAUAGAACAAAAACAGUUUAGGAAGCAUAGUUAGGAACAUUUAGGAACCAAUAUUUAUAAGUAAUACGGAGACUCCAGUUCACCCUCCCCUCCCCACCCCAGGUUGUGGAGGCUCAAGGAAGCUGACUUCUUAGGCUAAAGGAUAAAAAAUCUCUUUCACCUCCUUUGCCAUUUUCAUGUUCUCUGCCAAUUACUAUAGGCAGUCUUCAUUUUGCAGAGGUGAGGUAGGACUUCAUCUUAUUCUUCAUCUAAUCCCACCUUCUAACAAAAAAACAAUAAUAAUAACAUAUUUAAAUUCCAAGGAGAAGUGUUCUUUGUGUAUUUCUAACAGAAAACAGACGCUUAAGCCUAAGAAGGAAGAUCCAUCCAUGACAAAGGAAAGUGGAAAACUGAACCAGUUGUCUGAAUAAUUCAUGCCAGGACAGUUGCUAUUAGCAACUGUUUUGCACCUUCAGGGCUUUAAAAUGGGCUCUGCAGACAGCAUUUGCAUAUGCAGGACUCAGUAGCCAAGCCUCCACUGCCAGCUGUUGAAGGCAGUUUCAGAUCGCCACCUUUUGAGGUACAUUUCUUUAAGCACAAGAGAAGUGGAAAUGGCCUUUGCCUUGUCUCCAGUGGUUUGUCCCUCUGGUGCCUCAGCAGAUACCAGAGCUUAUUCUUAUGACCAUUUAGAAAUAGUCCUCAAAGUUAAGAUCAAGAAAAAAUUGGAUUCUUUUUCCAUUUUCUCAUAAUAGUAGCCUAGUCAACACAAGACUCCCAUAAAAUAUGACUCACUAUUGGGAGCCAUACUAUUUUAUAAGCUUACUUCCUGCUGACAAAACUAGCUUUCCUCAAGGAAAUAUAAAGGAGGGGAAAGUCACGUAGUGUUAGGAAAACAUUUCUGUGUUUUGAAUAUGAUGAAUCCAUAGGAUAGAGAAAAAUCUUCUUGUUCUAUUCUGAGAGUUCUCUGAGAUAUCCCUUCACUCUGCUCAGCAUUUGGCCAUUGAUGUUCAACAGGUCACUGACCAAGCUUUUCUAAAUUUUUCAGAGGGAGUUACUUACCAAUCAGGUCUGUUCUCAAAUCUACCUAGCUGAUUUUCAUAUCUUUCCAUAAAGGGUCAUGAUUUGAUCAUGGACCCUGACUUAACAUUCUAAGGACUAUGAGUCCUCCAUUUUUUUUAAUUUUUUUUUUUUUUUUUUUUUUAGCAAAUUAGGACUUCGACAGGUUUUCCUCUCCUAAACUCAUUCUUUCCUCCACAGGAUUGCUUUGCCCAUCUCCUGCUUUCGUUUCAAGUGCAUAAACAAAACCUCAAAGGGCCUGGGAAGGUGAGGCAGGCCAGAGUCUGUGUUCUGUGUUGAGUGUCAAGCUAUUUGUUAAGAAGGUCUGCAACAGGCCUUUGGUGUGGGCUCUGCCAGAGACUGUUCUGAACACUUUGCUUGAGAUCCGUGCCCUGUAAAAUGGAUAUGAUGUUUUACUGAUGUCUGUAAUACAUUUGUAAACUUCCAAUAAAAUUUGAAUAAAAGAAA